Messenger RNA from Cyclocybe aegerita, 6906 nucleotides. NCBI's taxonomy places the organism in Eukaryota, Fungi, Basidiomycota, Agaricomycetes, Agaricales, Hemipholiotaceae. The record is from the annotation of a GenBank genome assembly.
AUGGCUCGUACACCUGAACCAUUCACUGCCACCAAGCGUGAUGCUUCUGAGUCCCCUCCUGGACAGCAUGAUCCUAAGCGUAGCCGGCCAACCUCGGAUGACUCUGACCAGGAGAUGGAACAGUUGAUGGACAACGUUGAGCUUGAUGAGGAGGAGGAUGACUACUAUGAUGAAGAAGAGACCCCAGCUAAGAAGAAGAAGGUGAUGGUCAUCUAUGAGGAUGAUGAUGAGGAGGACAAUGAGAAUGACCUUGGAGGAUAUCAGGAGCCAAGUUCCCAGAAGAUCAAGCCCAAGACUGCUGCCACCUCUGCUGGUCUGAGGUCCAAAGUCUCUGCUAAAUCUGUCUCCAAAGCUCCAAACCCUGAGUCUUAUGGUCAGGUCUUGAAAGCAUCUAGACGUACCUCUGAAGACAAGAACAUUGAGGUCGAAGCUGCUGAGGAUCCAGCUAAGCUCCCACCUGUUGAGGCCAUUCUUGAGUGUUCUGGAGCAUCUACAGCUCCUUCUCGUCGCCCCAAGCCUAGGAUGAUAAGUCGUACAAAUGAUGAUUCAUCUGAUUCUGGGAUGGAUGUUGAUCAUCAGGAGGGGGUUCAGGAAAAGCAGAAGAAGAAAGCUAAAGCCCCAGCUAAGCCAGUGGACAAAGGAAAGGGACCAGCUGUGCCCAAGUCCAAGUCCAAGUCCAAGCCCAGGCCUGAGCCUAUCAUUUCUCAAGCAGUUGCCAAUAUUCUGCCAAUGGGGUCUUCACGUGCAGUUGGAGGCUUUAGCCGAGGAAAUGCACUGGGUAAUGCCCCCAAUCUUGCAGAUAUGGGUGGUUCAUCUGGCCUGGCUCAAACUGAUGUACUCGCUGUCACUGCACCCCCUCGUCCUGGCAUCAUCUAUGUCUACCACCAGCGGGACACUCCCCAGCCCCAGAGUAUCAAGGACAUCUCUCCCUCUUGGUUCAUCAAGGUCAAUUUAAACCUGACACUAGGCAAGAUCCUGGAGAAGAUGAUCGCUAUUAUCAGCACUGACAUCAUUGAACUGAGGGAGCUAGAGGAGGGUGGACUUGGGAUUAGUCUGCUAGCGGCUCUUGACGUGUCAAUCAACCAUCUUGAUCUUCUUGGUCGAGGCAGUACAUCAUGUAUCCCCUCGGUUUCAAGCUCGAUUGCUGGUAAUGUCUCUUGUCCUUCUAGCCCUCUGGCAUCUAGUUUCUCUGUCUAUGAGGAGGAGCUCAUCAACAAGUUGGAGGUUGAUUGGGCUCUCCUUCAGAGUGGAAAGAAGGGUUCUCCAAGUGACUUUGACUUGUGCAAAGCAUGGAGAAUUUUCAACUUUGUCGAGUCAUCAGCGUUGAGAGUCAAGGAGUUGGAACUCUCUAAGAGACCCACCCAGAAGGAUCUUCAGGAUCUUUUUGUUCAAAAGACACAGUACAACUCUUAUCAGAAGGUUUUCAGAACGGUCGCAAAGUCCUUUGAGGAGAUGAAGGAUUGGUUGGAUGAGGAAGGUGUAGAUGCAGAAGAGAAUGAGCGAGUCUGGGGUGAGGAUCGGGUCAAGUAUUCUUUGACAGACUUGAUCAAGUGGGUGGAGAAUGAAGGAGAGCCGAUUUUUAAAGGUGAAGAGGAGCAAGAGCCAGAACCUGUGGCCACCAAGAAACGUGCAAAAGGGACUCCAAAGUCUCCAGUCUCCAACAAUGCUUAUGUUGUUCCUGGAGAGUGUACUGUCUGUAAAACCCACUACUAUCCUGACCACAAGGACUUUCCUUCUCCGGUCUACAAUCAACGACAGGAGAUUCAUCUCAACUCAGCUUGUUAUCUCAAGAUUGGCCAAACUCUUUGGGUGGAUCGAGUUUUCUCAAAGGCAGUUCUCAGUGCAACAUACAACUUUCAUGCAUCUGCCAAUGCCUACACUCAAUUCUGGAAUGACAGCUUUGGUAAUGUGACUACCAAGGUGGUACUAGGGAGACCGCAGAUUUGGCAGGCUUUUGUGCACGAGUCAACUCGCAUGGUUGCAACAGCUCUAGAAGAGGACUUUGAGACUGAUGCAAAUGCAAAGGUGGAUGAGGUGGUUGAAGAUGCAUAUGUAGUGCUGGGGAACAAAGGACGUUUGCCUCUAGCAGGUGAUCAUACCUGCUCUCAAUGCACACAGCCAUAUGUUCCUCAGCCUGGAGAAGAUCUUGAUGAGGAUGAUGAACAACUUCCUGUUAACAUGAUUGUGGUGGAUGGCAUUGUUGUAGAACCAACGCAUUGUGCAUUUGAGGAUUGUACCAAUGAGCUAGCAAAUGCUCGUGGUGAUCCUUUCUGUAUAAUGCAUGAAAUUGCUUAUGGCAAUAGGUGUCAUAUGGUUGACUGUCAUGAACCUAAAGUCUUUGGCACUCUGGCUUGUAACCAGCAUCAGAACAAGUGGAACCAACAUCGUCAGAGCAAGAGCAAGCCAGAACUCAAUGGUCUGCGACGUGUUAUCCAGCAACAUGGUGCACUUUUACCUUGGCAACAGCAGCAGCAGCCUCAGGACCAGCCUCAUGAUGAAGAUCAGCCUGACAAUCAGGUCCACAGACAUUAUUUUUCUCCCAAUCGUUACUACUGCGUUGAAACUAUUUGUGCACCUUGUGGAGUUGUUCAGGCUUGGACACUAUUUGCCAAGUCAGAAUCACCUACCAACAUUCUCAACUGGCUGUUGGAGGUCUAUCCUACUGAGGAGUCCCGGCCUUCAUAUAUUUGCAUUGAUAAAGCUUGCAUGGUUCUGCGCACAGCAGUAAGAUCUGGUGCAUUUGCAGAUCACUGGAUAAAUACCAGCCGCUUUAUUGUGGAUAUGUAUCAUCAUACAAACCACAAGGCAACUGAUGUACUUUGUUGGGAAUGGUGCAAUCCAGCACCAUUAGACAACAGUGCACCAAAUCUAGUUGGAGAGGAGAUUGAUGCCAAUGGUGUUGUUCAUAAAGUUCGCAAGUUUAACACUGAGGCUGCAGAGCAACUUAAUUCAUGGCUAGCUGGCUAUGAAUCAAUUCUCAAGCGAAUGGUUCUCAGAAACUUCAGUGGGGGUGAGGUUCUCAAUCUAAUGAACAUCUACUCUGACGAUCAACACACAGCCAUUGAGCACCUCGCUGCUCGUGUGCAUUCUCUUCCGCCCUUCAUUGACAUGGCAGGCGACUUCAACUGCGUUUCGAUGACUUGGGAUGACUAUGAGCAUGGCGAGUCAUCAACAGCAAUAGCCCUGCGGGACACUGCAUCUCAGAUCGGCCUUGAGUGGGCACGACCUUCUAACCAUGGACCAACGAGGAUCAGUCCUAAUCCAAACCAGAGAUCCAAUGUAUUGGAUCUUGUAUUCUUAGCCCCAUCUGAGAUCUUAAUCUCGAUGCCCAGAUUGGAGCACAAUCUCCAGGGUCCAUCAGAUCAUGUCCCGAUCUGCACAGAUCUUGAUAUCAGUCCUGAACCGCCUGGAUCUGGGCGACGGACAAUUAAACCCAGAAGCGAGGCUGAGAAGUCUUUCAUUUCGGACAUUCUCCGGGAUCUUGCGGCUAUUCCUGUCGCAGCCCCGGCUACCAAGGAAGGCAUUGAAGCUUUAGCCGAUGCUAUUGCGACAGUGUUCUCAGACACAUGGCUUGCCCACUUGACCGAGUCCAAACCUACCAAGCACUCCAAGUCCUGGUGGACAGACAAGUGUUCAGAGACAUUCGGAGUAUAUCAGUUGAGCCGCUCGCUGGCUGAUUACAACAAAUUCAAGAAGGCGUGUAAAGACGCCAAGCAUGAUUUCUUUGAUGAAUGUAUCACAGAAAUCACUACCUCUCGCAAGCACCCGUGGGACCUAAUGGAAUGGGUCAAACAGCACAAGCUACCACCCUGUGAGGCUAUUUGCAAUGGUGACCAGCCUUGCCAUGAUAUGGACAACCUCUGGGACACCCUUCACGGCAUGUACAACUCGGCCUCUGGUCACGAGUAUGACACCUCUGUUCUAGACGAGCUUCCUGAUGAGCCAGUCUGGGAGUGGGCUGACUUUUCGGAGCAUGAGUUGUUGAGUGCCCUUAAGGGGUGUUCCAACUCCUCUGCACCAGGACUGGACCAUGUUACAUGGGUCCACCUAAAGGAGUUGCUCAAGGAUAAACACGUCCUUGUGCUCUUCGUCGUGUUGGCCAACACUUGCCUUCAGGUGGGCCAUUGGCCACGUAUAUUCAAGGAGUCGCUAUCGGUCAUCGUACCAAAGCCGAAUAAGCCCUCCUAUACAGUCCCAAAGGCUUUCAGCUCUAUAGUACUCCUCAUCACUUUCAGUAAACUUAUAGAAAAGAUGAUUGCCAAUAGAAUACAGUUUGACGCUGUCAAACAUGAUAUCUUUCACCCAAACCAACCUGGGUGGGUUAAGGGUCUCCAGACUAGCGCGCUGGCUUUUGACAUCGCGCAGUUCUUCCCUUCUAUCAACCAUGAAAUGUUCAUGGCUGUCGUGCGCAAGCAAGGAUUCUCGCCAAUUUUGGUGGAGUUCUUUGCCUCUUAUCUUCUUGGUCGCUCCACGGUCUACUGCUGGAACACCUUCCAAUCCGACUCGCGCUCUGCGGACAUGGGUGUUGGGCAGGGCUCUGCUCUCUCGCCUGUUAUUUCAGGGCUUUUCAUUGCUCCGGUGAUGAAGCUCUUCUACAUCAAGGCGGCACUGCUCAACACAACGCUACUCUCCUUUGUGGAUGAUGGGACCAUUCUGGCCCAGUCCAAACAACUCAAUGAUAAUAAUGUGGGCCUGCGUAAGGCCUACAAAAUUAUCUACCUUCUUUUUGUUGCCUUCGCACUCGUCCUUGAACAUGGCAAGACCAAGCUGUUCCACUUUUCGCGUUGGCGAGAUGCCUAUAAUCCCUGGCUGGAUUUGGGGUACGCCCCACAUACAGGCACUACACCUUUGAAGCCCAAGACCUAUUGGAGGUACUUGGGCUUCUACUUUGACCACAGGCUCACAUUCCAUGAGCACGUUCACCACUAUGCCACCAAGGCAUUUACCACUGUGCAGGCCAUGCGCAUGCUCGGUGAUGCGUGGUUCCCAUUGCCACGUAUGGCUAUCAUCUCUGCUGCUCUAUGGAUCAUGGGUGCAUUCCGCACCUCACCCACAGGUGGUCUUGAGGCCCUCGCAGGUCUCAUCCCCAUUCACCUCAUGCUGAAGAAGUUGGCCACGCGCACAGUGUAUUGUGUCACCACCCUCUCAGACACUCACCCUCUUUGCUCCAUGAUGGGCGAGAGACUCCUCAAGCGGGCUGAACCACAUGCCCGCUCUGCCGCCUUGAUGACCCCAGCUAUGCGAGGGAAAGUCAAGAGCACCGUCAUGGAGGAUAGGCGACCAUAUCUUGACGAGCUCAUUGCGAAAGCAAGGGCCAACCCUCUGACAGUACUGGCUGCAACUGAUGGCUCUGUCCCUCAGUCCAACCAGUAUCAGGCAGCCUCGGCAGCCAUCAUCUACAAGGGACAUUUGCACCUUGCUGUCACGCAGGCAAACUGCCAACAUAUUAUGGUCUUUACUGACUCUAUGGGCUCGGCCCAUAGAGCGGUCAACCCUUCCGUGCACUCUGGUCAGGCUUUCAGCUUGUCGGUCUGUCAUGCUCUCCAAGAGUGGUUCGAGGCGGAUGAUCUCCGCCGCAUCACCUUUAUCUACGUUCCAUCUGCUUUGCGGUGGGAUAUCCAUGGUGAGGCACACAAGUACGUCACCGAACUCAAAGUCAGGGUUGGAUGUCGCAAGACAGACAACUCCAUAGACGCGCUACGCUCCCGAGCCGCGCACUCAGUCCUGGAUUCGUGGGGUUCCACUUUCCAGGAUCCAACCUACCGAGGCUCUGAAUUCUUAGAGCUUCAACAGCCUGACGGGUGGCUGCUACAGCCAUCGUACCUCAAUGGGGGACCUUGGCUCUCAACUUUCGGACACAGUAUCACUGAGUUUGCUCGCUUUUGCCAGUGCAUAACUGGCCACGCGCCCAUUGGAGCGUAUUACCGUCACUUCAAGAUCAAUGAGCCUCAUGGCUGCACUUGCUGGGCUGCUUUGCAGUCUCGCCAGCACGUCCUCUUUCGCUGCCGUGAUUGUUACUCCAUGCACUACCCCCGCUUUCUUGAGGAUAUUGCAUCUUUUAUGAAGUACAACCCCACUGCAUUUGGCUUCAACCGGGACCCUUCGGGGAGCUUCGAGCCCUUUGCGCCCAAAGCUCGCCCAGGUGAUCGGUUAUUGGACCGCUAUGCGGACCGUCUCCACUUUGACGAGCGCGAUCCCACUCAGGAUAGGUGCCCAUACCUUGACAAGCUCAUCACGAAAGCAAGGGCCGACCCACUAACAGUACUGGCUGCAACUGAUGGCUCUGUCCCUCAGUCCAACCAGUAUCAGGCGGCUUUGGCUGCCAUCAUCUACAAGGGACAUUGCAAGCUCGAAAGGACUCAUUAUGUCUCUGGCAGAGCAAACUGCCAACAUAUUAUGGUCUUUACUGACUCUAUGGGCUCGGCCCAUAGAGCGGUGGACCCGUCUGUGCAUUCUGGACAGGCUUUUAGCUUGUCAGUUUGUUGUGCUCUCCAGGAGUGGUUCGUAGCGGAUGACCUCCGCUGCAUCACUUUCGUUUACGUCCCGUCCACACUGCGGUGGGAUAUCCAUGGUGAGGCACACAAGUAUGUCACUGAGCUUAAGGACCCAACCUACUGGGGCUCUGAAUUUUUAGAGCUUCAACAGCCUGACGGGCAGCCGAUCCAGCCAUCGUACCUCAAUGGGGGACCUUGGCUGUCAACCUUUGGACACAGUAUUACUGAGUUUGCUCGCGUUUGCCGGUGCAUCACUGGCCACGUGCCCAUUGGAGCGUAUUAUCGUCGCUUCAAGAUUAAUGAGCCUCACAGCUGCACUUAUACUCUGUACACUAUCCCCGAUAUUGCAUCAUUUAUGAAGUACAAUCCUAUGGCAUUUGGCUUCAACUGGGACCCUUUGGGUGUCGGAUAA